This is a messenger RNA of Penicillium canescens, 660 nucleotides long. RefSeq lists its product as uncharacterized. Bases 1 to 660 code for a protein of 219 amino acids. Lineage: Eukaryota; Fungi; Ascomycota; Eurotiomycetes; Eurotiales; Aspergillaceae. The record is from RefSeq and is a predicted model, not a curated record. The transcript has a single exon.
AUGGCAGGGUCCAGUAGCUCAGGCUCAGGCUCAGGGCUAGUGAGCUCGGAUCCAACAGUGAGGGAAGCUGUCUGUAUGGGUAGCGGCCAUGGGGCGGCGAAAACCACCAACAUCAACACUCGAAGCAAGCAAGCUUUCAAUCAGCGAACCAGCUCUGCAAAUGGCAAAGCAGCGAAGCCGGCGGUCAGCCAGGCUAACAAAGUGAGCAAGCCAGCAAGCAAGCCGGCAAGUGUCGCAACCGGGGGUAAUGCCACGAGCAUUGCUACCAGAAACGAUGGCAGCCAGCCGACCGAGACAUCGGUCAUGACCCCUAACAACACGCAAACACUGGAAAUUGCCGACGACUUCCUGAUGGAUAUUAGCGAGGAUCUCAGCCGUCCUGUACGACCUCACCCGGCUGGUAUUCACCAGUCGAUACACGCACCAAUCAUCUUCCGGGCAUCUCGAUCGGAGCCGGUGAAAACAAGAAGCAAGCGCAGCGUCAUCCCAAGCAUCGUCGACUUCAUCGGCACCGAUCCCAACCACAAGGACGAACUCUCAUGGAACCCGCCGUUAUCAUCAGCUCUAGCCGAGAAGAGUAGCAACGGAUGGGUCGCGAGAAAAGCGACAAAAUCAGCUUUAGGCAAGGAGAACUGGCCUAUUUUGAAUGCCCGGUCGUAA